AUGGUUGGCAAAGAUGGAACGGACAAGAGAGACAAGGAAGAUAAGAAAGAUUGGAAGGUAGGAUUUGGACUGUUUGGCAAACUUAGCAUCACCAAAGUGCCCAACUCGAAGGUGCCACUAGAAGCAAGGUAUUGGAUUCGAACGGGGAGCUGGAAGAAAGAGGAAAAAGAUGACAAACCAAGGAAAGAUAACAACAAGGGUGAUGACGGGGAUAAAUUAAAGGAUGGCGAGAAAAAGACUGACAAGCUCGAUGGCAAUAGCAAGAAAGACAAAACUGGGGACGGUGGUGAUACAGCGACACAAAAAGCAAUCACUAAGGAAGAGCAAACAGACAAAGGCAAAGGCGAGAGAGAUGCCGGAGCAGAGAAGGAAAAGAAAGGUGAAAGGACAGAAGGGAGUGAAAGCAAGUAUGAAUGUGAGUUGCUUUCCAAGUGUGAGUGUCUACAAAAAGGCAACUAA
Messenger RNA from Penicillium soppii, 459 nucleotides. RefSeq lists its product as uncharacterized. Bases 1 to 459 code for a protein of 152 amino acids. The record is from RefSeq and is a predicted model, not a curated record. NCBI's taxonomy places the organism in Eukaryota, Fungi, Ascomycota, Eurotiomycetes, Eurotiales, Aspergillaceae. The transcript has a single exon.